This is a messenger RNA of Notechis scutatus (mainland tiger snake), 603 nucleotides long. The record is from RefSeq and is a predicted model, not a curated record. NCBI's taxonomy places the organism in Eukaryota, Metazoa, Chordata, Lepidosauria, Squamata, Elapidae.
AUGUCUUCUCAAAACCAUCAUGGUACUUUAUCCCUGAAAGACAUAUUAGACAAUGGAUUUCUGAUGAGUGCUUCCAGCAAUAACAACUCUCCAGGUAGCAGCUUAUUUCUGGACAUGAAUCAUGCUCCCAAAUCAGAAGACUGGGACAGUAAAGGGACUACUCUAAAUGUCAAGGUUACAGAAUUUUCUUCAGGUAGUAUGAAAGGAGACCUGCAAACUUCAUGUGACAGUGGGACAUCUUUUUGUAAAACCCCAUCCCAACCAUCUGCCUUUGACUUGUCUAAUUUGAGUUCUGCUAAUAACAGCAAAGCAAAUUCCUUAGUGAACACGUACCAUGAUACUAAGUCAUCUACACCAUGCAGAGAAGACAAGGCCUCUGAACUAACUGAACACAUGAUACUAAAAAGUUCUGAAAUGAGUGAUGAUGUGGUCUUCAAGAAGCCACUACAGCCACCAAUAUGGGAGAUUUCUGGAAUACAAGCCACUGUGGAUAAUUCUCUGUCUCUUGAAGCAAGCUUAGAAGAUACUGGCUCCCUGGGUUGCAUGAAAACAGAUACGCCAUCUCUGGAGAGGUCACAUUUUGCUAUGCCAGCUGAUCCAUAA